ACCUUAAAAUCUCAGUUCAGUCAUUCCGUUGCUAUUUGGAAAUUAAAAUCGAGCUGUCGUCAAUAGGAAAAUAAAUAUACGAACAAUAAAAUCGGUGAUGUGAAAAAAGAAAGAAAAAUAAGUUCAUCGAUUAGAAAUAAAAACAGUGGAAAACACCAACCGUAGGAAAAACGACAACUUCGAACACCAUACAAUAAAAUAAGACAAAAAAAGGAAAUGUUUUCCGAUGUGUUUUGGCUAAUGAUUGCCAUUUUCGUAACGUUGACGAUAAACAACGCGAAUUCAGCAAAUAUUUUAUGCCUCAUGGGAACUCCAUCAUCAAGUCAUCACAUAUGGAACAAAUCCAUUAUGAGGGCAUUAGCCGACAGAGGGAACAAUUUAACGAUAUUAACAGUUGAAAUAGAACGUUCAACAAAAAAUAUGCAUUUUAUUCACAUGGAAAAUGUCUAUGAUGCGAUUUACGAGCAAUUCACCAGCGAUGAAAAUAAUGAUCUUACAAACAAACAUGCAUAUAAAACUAUCACACUAUUGUACCGAUUAUACUCAUUCGCCGGACGACAAAUAGUCGAAACGGCUGGUGCUAAGCAGCUACUGGAUUAUCCAAUUGAUUUCCAAUUCGACGCGAUUAUACACGACUUUACACAAAGUCCAGUUCUACUGGGAUUCGUGCAUCGCUUCGGUUAUCCGCCAUUGAUAUCCGUUAGUCCAUACGGCAUACCACCGUAUACCUAUGCACUUGCACAGGUUCCCAUGUUUCCCAGUUACACACCGCAUGCGAUCGGAACGUUUACAAAUCAAAUGGGAUUUUAUGAAAGAAUUCGAAAUUGGUCGUAUUAUUUCUAUGAUUGGGUGUAUAGGAGAUUUGUGCACAUGGCCAAUGAAAAUCGGAAGGCAAAAAAACUGUUCGGAGCCCUAUCGCCAAGUUUAGAGAGUAUCGAAAGCAUGACGGAAUUGGUUUUGGUAAAUAUCGACUUCUCGUUCGAUUAUCCUCAAGUGUUACCGCCAAAUGUGAUACCGGUGGCAGGACUACAAGUUAAUAGAACCGAAAAACCGGAUCAGUCGGUAGAUUUGUUUCUGAAAAAGUCUACAAGAGGAGCAAUAUAUUUUAGUCUCGGAUCAGCUGUACAAACUUCAAGCAAUGGUGCUCUGAUUCGGACAUUUUUGGAAGCAGUACGACAAUUGAAAGAAUUUAACUUCAUAUUGCAAUUAGAGGUUCAGGAACGCAGUAGUUUUCCGCCCAAUGUGUUAGUCAGAGAAUGGCUUCCGCAAAACCGUAUCUUAGCUCAUCCGAACACAAAACUAUUUAUUACUCAUGGUGGUCGUUUAAGCGUGCAAGAAGCUAUAUGGCAUGGUGUGUGUAUGCUUGGAGUCCCAUUUCGUCUGGAUCACCAGCAAAAUAUGGUAAAAGUUACGCAGCAUGGCAUUGGAGAAUAUUUAGAUGUUCGUAACAUAACCACGGAACUGUUGGUUGAUACUAUCAGAACCAUUAUUGAAUCAAACAGAUACGCUGAACAGGUCAAGGUUCGAUCCAAAUUGUUUAAACAUCAACCGACACAUCCACUUGAUCGGGCUGUAUUUUGGAUUGAAAAUGCGAUUGUCAAUCGAGGAACGAAACAUUUGUCGUUGACAAAUUUUGAAUUGAACUUUUUCCAAAUUUAUAUGUUCGAUGCAAGUGCAUUCUUUUUGCUUAUAUGUUUAGCGUUUACAUUUAUGAUGGUCCGACAUAUUCAUUUCGGGAAUGUCGACAGCAGAAAAAAAUCUGAAAGCAACACAAUCGCAGUCCCACACGACAUAAACAAAACGGAAAAAAUCGAAUAAAAUUUUAGAAAGAGAUGAGACAAGAGGUUAUUCUGAAAAUUGAGGAAAUUCUUUCAGUUAAAGCAACAUUCGAAUAUGCUGAAUAUAUUAACAAAGUUACUUUGUUGUCUUAGAAGGUGUAUACGACUAAUAUCUACUUUUUAAAACGUCCUCAUCUAAGUCAAAAACGAAAAUUACCCCCAUUGACCCAUACAAUAAUUUGUGAAUAGUAAUUAAUUUUUUUUUUUCAA
Bradysia coprophila is the source of this 2048-nucleotide messenger RNA. RefSeq names its product UDP-glucosyltransferase 2-like. The record is from RefSeq and is a predicted model, not a curated record. Gene Ontology annotation, molecular function: UDP-glycosyltransferase activity. NCBI's taxonomy places the organism in Eukaryota, Metazoa, Arthropoda, Insecta, Diptera, Sciaridae.